GUCUCUCUAUCUCUCUUUCCUCCCCCUGUGUGGUUUCUGCUUGUCUGUCUGUCUGUCUCCCAGUUUGCAGUCAGUCUCUGAUACUCAGAGACCUGAAGAUGGACCCAGCGGCUCCAGCCACGCGGAUGACCUCAUCGUUCACCAUCAAUAUUUCUACCCCGUCUUUCUACAAUUCACCCAAAAAGUUUGCGCCGGUGGUACCCCCCAAACCCAAAGUCAACCCGUUUAAGGCGUCGGAAGAGCCGGAAGUCCAGAACGUGUCCGUAGCCCCCCAAGAACGUUCGUCAGGCUCUGGGGUGCGGGCGUUUCUGGGGAAAGUUGGGGCGAUUCCCUCAUCGGCACCAUCUAGUGGUGACCAGGAAGACUUUAUUCUACCACCUCCUCCACCCAAUGAUGAUGCCGUCACUUCUCCAACUACUUUCUUUCCACCUCCUCCACCCUCUUUUGGAGAUGACAAUCUGGGGUCCCCAACUAGCGCUUUCCCUCCACCACCUCCGCUUGAUUUUUCAGAGCCCUUCCCCCCUGCUAUAGAGGAGUCGUUCCCGUCCCCUCCUCCUUUAGAAGAGUCACCUGUUGAAGCCAUUGAAGGCGCUGACAUCCAGGUGAAUUCUAUAAUAGUUCCUCCUCCACCUCCUGCCCCCUCUACGUUUAGCCCCAAGCCAGUUGCCCCUACAUUUGCUCCUAAACCGGCUGCUCCUACGUUUGUUCCGAAACCAGCUGCCCCUGCAUUUAUACCUGAACCUCCUGCCCCUACGUUUUCCCCCAAGCCAGUUGCCCCUACAUUCUCUCCCAAGCCAGUUGCCCCUACGUUUUCCCCCAAGCCAGCUGCCCCUACAUUUUCCCCCAAGCCAGCUGCCCCUACGUUUGUUCCUAAACCAACUACCACCGCUUUUACGCCUGAACCAGCUGCACCUGCGUUUGUUACGGAUCCUGCCGUCUCUUCGUCGGUCCAUAACCCAGCUCCCCCGUUAGCAGUCGCUCCAAAACCAGCUGCGCCAUUUGCGGUUUCCCCUAAACCUACAAAAUAUGUCCCUAAGCAGCCUGACCCUCACACUUUAUCAACUCCUCCGUCUGCACCCGCACCCCCGCCCUCACAUACUUUCUCCCCAAAACCUCUUAACCCCCCCUCAUUCUCUCCCAAACCCAGCGCUCCCACAUUUGCUCCUAGGCCACAAGACACAAACAGAGAAAAUUCUCAACCUCCGCAGAAAUUCUCCUCAGCCCAACCCAGCUCAAAACCGGACCUUAAUGUUACGUGUGGAGCCCCGCGGCCUUUAGUCCCCUCUGGAACGCGCGCACCUGGUUUUUCGUUUGCACAACAACGUGAGAAGCCUCAGGUUCUGGAGAAGCCAAGACCCGAUGCCGAGGGGCCCCAAUCUCAGAAUGUCAGGAGUCUUGGGUCCCAUAACGAGAGUAUCAGAAGCCAGGCCAACGGAGCACAUGGGUUCCGACCACAACCAGAAGGCGUUUUGGAUGCGAGACCAAAGCCUGAUGAAAUUCAGAAGAAAGAGCCCCCACCCAAAAUGCAGAGAUCUCCAGAAGCCGAUGGAUCUGCGGGUCCCCCAGGCUUGAAUAUGAAUGAAGUCAUGGAGCUGGAGAUGCUUGCUCAGCAGCUUAUGCGGGAGAUGGACAACCAACAGGCCGCCAAGUCGCAGUCCGUGGAUCGUGGACAAACAGAACCAAUAACAGAUCGCUGUGGCUUCUGUGGCAAAGGGCUGUCUCGCACAGAGACCAUCGUGAAAGCCGGCGAACAUCAUUAUCAUGUGGCCUGCUUCACCUGCUCCAAGUGUGAGCAGCAGCUUCAGGGCCGGCAGUACUACGAGAGCGCCGGGAAGCCGCUGUGUGAGGAGUGCUACGAGGACACGUUAGAGCGCUGCGCGGUGUGCGAUAAGAAGAUCACGGAGCGCUUGCUGAAGGCCAUGGAGAAAUGUUAUCACCCCGGAUGCUUCACCUGCGCCGUCUGUCGCUGCUCUCUCCAGGGAGUCCCUUUCAUCGUGGAUGACAACAACCAGCCGCACUGUGUGCCGGACUAUCACAGGAAAUAUGCCCCGAAAUGCUCGGUAUGUGGGGAGCCCAUCGCUCCGGAGCCCGGUCGAGACGAAACCGUGAGAGUAUUUGCACUCGAGAGGAACUUUCACAUGAUGUGUUAUAGAUGCGAGGACUGCAGCUGCCCUCUCUCCGUGGAAGCGAACGACUCGGGCUGUUUUCCGUUUAACAAUCACGUCCUGUGUAAGAAGUGUUUCACCGUGCGCGCCCGAGCCGCUCUCUGAUGAGCCCACCCUGCCGGUCUGUUGUCGCCGGAUACGGCUAACCAAUGCUCAGGCGCUGACCACCAAAGACUUGUGGACCCUCCGGCCACUCCGUCCAUUAUGCUGCUUGUAACGUAGUUCAGUGUUAUGAUUAUUAACCAGUUUACAGCUUCUGCAGAGACUCCUAGUUAACUGCUGGUUAGCCGGCCCUUAGCUGCUAACCACUAGUUAGUCCAUUUCUUUUAAUCUGUCAGAUAGCCCGUACCAGCAAGUGCCGGCGCAUGUUAAGAAUUAUUCUUUUCUAACAUUUUGGGGGGGUUUGUUUUUUUUUUUGUUUAAUUUUCCUAGAAUUUCUUUUUAACCUCGAUCUAUGCACAUUCAUCUCUGAAAAGGGAUGGAAAACGUCCAUUAACCCCUUUGAGGCCAUAAGUCACCUUUCGUCUGGUGUGAGAGGGGUUAACAGAUCAGUUGUGGGUGGGGGGCUGCGCUUCACUUGAGUGGGCAAUUCCAGUCUAAAAGCUAUUAGGGCUCCAGCUGAUGCAUUUCUGGUGGGCACAGCAGCGGGGGAGGGGGACAUGCGAUUUAUUCUAAGGUUUUUACUUUUUAUGUCGGGAUGCAAAGCGGGGGGGCGGGAGGGGUUCAUAUAACCAAUAAAGCAUUUUAUACAAAUAA
Messenger RNA from Spea bombifrons (plains spadefoot toad), 2921 nucleotides. It is a transcript of the gene ZYX, whose product is annotated as zyxin. Gene Ontology annotation, biological process: transforming growth factor beta receptor signaling pathway; integrin-mediated signaling pathway. Lineage: Eukaryota; Metazoa; Chordata; Amphibia; Anura; Pelobatidae. The transcript has 10 exons. Bases 99 to 2270 code for a protein of 723 amino acids. The record is from RefSeq and is a predicted model, not a curated record.